AUGAGCAUGAUUGGAGACCUGAAUUACUUUCUUGGGUUACAAGUUAAACAAUGCCCUGAUGGAAUUUUCAUCAAUCAGGCAAAAUACACGAAAGAUUUAAUCCGAAAGUUUGGAAUCAAGGGAAAGGCACCUGUCAAAAUUCCAAUUAACACAUCUUUGAAUAUGGAAAUUGACAAUGAAGGAAAAGAUGUGGAUCAAAAAAAAUAUAGAGGGAUCAUUGGAUCACUCUUAUACCUUACAGCGAGUAGUCCUGACAUUUCUUCCGCUGUUGGGGUAUGUGCAAGAUUUCAAGACAAACCGAAAGAAAUCCACCUAAGAGCAGCGAAAAAGAUCCUAAGAUACCUCAAGGGAACCCAAAGUGUUGGUCUUUGGUACCCGAAAGGAGGAACCUUUGAUCUAAUUGGUUAUUCAGACGCAGAUUUUGCUGGGUGUAUAAUUGACCGAAAGAGUACCUCUGGAACCUGCCAGUUCCUAGCGGGAAGACUCGUGUCAUGGUUUAGUAAGAAAAAAAAUUCUAUUGCUACCAAUACUGUUGAAGCUGAGUACAUAGCAGCUGAAAGUUGUUGUGCACAAAUACUAUGGAUGAUGCAACAACUGAAAGAUUAUGGAAUUGUGGCACGAGAAGUUCGAAUCAACUGUAUGAGUCAAGGGAAAAGAAAGGAGAAGAUGGAUGAAGAGUCCGAAAGGCGUGCUGCUCGAAGGGAGCAAUACUAG
This is a messenger RNA of Ipomoea nil (Japanese morning glory), 714 nucleotides long. RefSeq lists its product as uncharacterized. NCBI's taxonomy places the organism in Eukaryota, Viridiplantae, Streptophyta, Magnoliopsida, Solanales, Convolvulaceae. Bases 1 to 714 code for a protein of 237 amino acids. The record is from RefSeq and is a predicted model, not a curated record. The transcript has 2 exons.